This is a messenger RNA of Nicotiana tabacum (common tobacco), 774 nucleotides long. Lineage: Eukaryota; Viridiplantae; Streptophyta; Magnoliopsida; Solanales; Solanaceae. The record is from RefSeq and is a predicted model, not a curated record.
AUGGACAAGAGGGUCAUUGGUGCGCAAAAAUUGGCAACAGUCCUUGUGGGGUUGGGGUUUGGAAGUUUAUCUGUCUGCACUGGAAUUUUAUGGCUACUCAUUCCACCAUCAAGUGAUUCUGAAGAUACACUGAACUGGAACCUAAACGGGGAUGAGACCUACACUGUUAAAUCUGUUUAUCUUUUUGCCUCUAAUUCAAACCAGCAUAUAGAACAUUGGCCCCGGAGGCAAAUCUGGAAAGUUAGGAAAUCUCUCAAGGUGCUACAGGAACCAAUAGCCAUUUGUUUCUUUACUGUCCUAUCACUGACCAACUAUGGAGGUUCGAGGAAUAGGAAUGGAGUAGGCAUUCUAGUUGAUAGAGAACUUAGGGAGCAGGUGGUAGAGAUUAGGAGGGUGAACGACAUGAUGAUGAUUAAGUUAGUCAUUGGAGGGCUUACUUUGAGCAUAAUUAGUGCUUAUGCACCUGAAGCGGACUUAGGAGAGGAGGUCAAGAAGCGUUUUUGGGAGGAUUUGGAUGAGGUUGUGAGAGCUAAUUCGAGUUUCUCGAAGAGGGAGGAGCACCUGGUAACCUUCCGUAGUUCGAUGGCUAGGACUCAGAUUGAUUACUUACUGCUUAGGAAGGCUGAUAGAGUUCUCUUUAAGGAUCGCAAGGUUAUCCCGAGUAAGAAUCUAACCACCCAACAUAAGCUCUUGGCGAUGGAUUUGAAAAUUAAGAGGAAGAGGCAAAAGAAGGCCUUGUGCAUCAGGCCCGAGGAUCAAAUUGGGUUGGCUUGA